Molecule: messenger RNA, 529 nt
Organism: Acaulospora morrowiae
Lineage: Eukaryota; Fungi; Glomeromycota; Glomeromycetes; Diversisporales; Acaulosporaceae
Source: the annotation of a GenBank genome assembly
AUGUUCAAUUAUUUUAGGCGUUCGCUUGAUGUUGUUAAGGAACAAGGAAUGAAAAUUGCCAGGGCUAAUCCUACACAUUGGGAUAAAGAAAAACCAUUACUAACUUUAAACUCUCGGGAAGAUCUAAAAGAAUGGGUUCUUGGAUGCGACAAGGAUAUAGGUGGAUAUUCGAAUGCAAACUUGGAAAUUACUCCAGAAGGAGUUGGAAGAUUUUCUGGUAGUAUUUCAUUAGAGUUACCAAAAAAAAAUCCAAUUAUAGAAAAAAGUGGGUAUGCUGCUAUCAAAUCAAUGAAUCGUAGGUCACUGUUUGGUCCCACCGAUGGACCUAUUCCAACUGAUUUAUACCAGCAUCGUUUAUUUUUGAGAAAACCUGGCGAAUGGGAAACUGUUAUGGGUAUCAUACAAGAUCCACAGGUAAUAAUGUACAGAGAAAAAGUUCGUACUAUUGGAUUUUCUUUGUUGAGUCAGCCCGGGCCUUUUUGUUUAGAAAUCGACUGGAUAAAAAUGAUGAACACUGAACAUACAGUUG